This is a messenger RNA of Quercus lobata, 2452 nucleotides long. RefSeq names its product protein REDUCED WALL ACETYLATION 3-like. The record is from RefSeq and is a predicted model, not a curated record. Gene Ontology annotation, cellular component: Golgi apparatus. Gene Ontology annotation, molecular function: acetyltransferase activity. The transcript is spliced from 17 exons. Lineage: Eukaryota; Viridiplantae; Streptophyta; Magnoliopsida; Fagales; Fagaceae. Gene Ontology annotation, biological process: xyloglucan metabolic process; plant-type secondary cell wall biogenesis; xylan biosynthetic process. Bases 350 to 1972 code for a protein of 540 amino acids.
UCGUACCCACCUCAACAGCUAUGUAAAUGUAAUCAACAACCGCUAAGCAAGCGCAGAGCAGAGAGAAAGAAAGAGAGUGUGUGAGGGAGACGUACCCUCCGACAUUUUCUCUAUCCUUUAAGCAAAAGCCUUUCUUUCUUCUUCUUUUUCUUCUAUUCAGAUCUCUCUCUCCCUCUAAUCUCUAGCUUUUAGAUUCUCUCUCUCUCUCUCUCUCUCUCUCUCUCCCUCUAUAUCUCUCUCGUUUUUCUUACAUACGCCCCAAUGUUCUAGAGAGCUAAUCAAAGUCAACACGCUCUCUUUUCUACGCCUAAGCCUCACAGUUUAGAACCGAUUUUGCGCCACCGGAAAAAUGGCGGUUUCGGCUCCAAUUACGCCGGGGCAGGUGUCCUUUUUACUUGGAAUUAUCCCAAUUUUCGUCUCAUGGAUAUAUGCAGAGUUUCUAGAAUAUAAGAAAUCUUCACAUCCUUCUAAAGUUCAUUCAGAUGUUAAUCUAGAUGAAUUGGGAAAGGAGACAAUCAAAGAAGAUGAUCGGGCUGUUUUGCUGGAAGGAGGCCUCCCAAGAUCAGCAUCUGCAAAGUUUCAUAGUAUAUCCAUUAAAAUGAACCUAAUUAGGUUUCUGACAAUGGAUGACUCCUUCUUGCUAGAAAAUAGGGCAACUUUGAGAGCAAUGUCUGAGUUGGGGGCAAUUCUGGUCUAUUUCUACAUAUGUGAUCGAACAAAAUUACUGGGAGAAUCUACAAAGAAUUACAAUCGGGAUCUUUUCCUCUUUCUCAACAUUCUGCUUAUCAUAGUUUCAGCAUUUACUUCAUUGAAAAAACAUAGUGAUAUGUCAGCAUUCUCUGGAAAAUCCCUACUUUACCUUAAUCGGCAUCAAACUGAGGAGUGGAAAGGAUGGAUGCAGGUCCUAUUUUUACUGUACCAUUACUUUGCUGCAACAGAGAUAUACAAUGCAAUACGCGUCUUUAUUGCUGCAUAUGUUUUUUUGACUGGAUUUGGCAACUUUUCCUAUUAUUAUAUUAGAAAGGAUUUUAGCAUUGCACGUUUUACUCAGAUGAUGUGGCGGUUAAAUUUCUUUGUGGCAUUUUGCUGCAUUGUUCUGAACAAUGACUAUAUGUUGUACUAUAUCUGCCCUAUGCACACGCUUUUCACUGUAAUGGUGUAUGGAGCCCUUGGGAUUUUUAACAAGUAUAAUGAGAUAAGAUCAGUGAUGGCUGUGAAGUUUCUUGCAAGCUUUCUUGUGGUUAUCUUGAUAUGGGAAAUCCCGGGAUUUUUUGAAAUAUUCUGGCGUCCUCUAGCAUUCCUUUUAGGGUAUACCGAUCCUGCAAAACCAGAUCUCCCUCGAUUACAUGAGUGGCAUUUCAGAUCUGGACUUGAUCGCUAUAUUUGGAUCAUUGGAAUGAUAUAUGCAUACUACCACCCCAAUGUUGAGAAAUGGAUGGAGAGAUUGGAGGAAUGUGAAACCAAGAGGAGAGUCUCAAUCAAAGCAAGCAUUGUUGCAGUUUCCGUGUUUGUUGGUUAUCUGUGGUAUGAAUGUAUUUACAAGCUGGACAAGGUUACAUACAACAAAUACCAUCCAUACACAUCAUGGAUUCCUAUAACUGUUUAUAUUUGCUUGCGGAAUUUCACUCAGCAGUUUCGGAGUUUCUCUUUAGCUCUUCUUUCGUGGCUUGGCAAGAUAACUUUGGAGACCUAUAUUUCACAAUUCCAUAUCUGGUUGAGAUCAAAUGUGCCUAAUGGACAGCCUAAGUGGCUCCUUUCUCUUAUUCCAGAAUAUCCCAUGCUUAACUUCAUGCUCACUUCUGCCGUUUAUGUCAUAAUAUCUCAUCGCCUUUUUGAAUUAACCAAUACACUGAAGACAGUUUUUAUACCCACAAAAGACAACCGACGGUUGUUUUCUAAUUUUGUUGCUGGGGCAGCCAUUUGUGUGUGUGUGUAUUUCAUCGCAUUCAUUCUCGUUCAGAUCCCUCAUUAACCAGCCUGACAAAUCAUGACUUGAAAAGAGUUACAUAGAUAUUUCUUGUGGGAUGCACAAAACAUAUAGGCGGGAGUAAAAUAAGGGGAAUUUGGAAUAUGUUGCUUGCAAAUUUAGCUUUUAAAGCGAAUGUUCCAAUAUUGCUGAGGAAAGUCGCCCUAAUUGCUGCAUCACAGUAGAAAAUCAGAGUUGGGCAUGCAUUGAGAGUGUGGCAGAGGGCAGCACAUGACACCAAAGAAAUUUUUUUGUAGUAUUGCAGAUUGUCACAUAUCAAAAUUUCUCCAUUUUGUUCAGUCAUUAAAAGGAAAAUAUAGGUUCCUGUGAUAUAGAUUCAUUGUCUGGCAUCAAAGAAAUUCAAUAUUCAUUAGUAAUGCAACAUUGUCAAUUUGUCUCAUUAUAUGAGUGGAGGAUUCACGAACUUGGUGUAUGUAUUCAAUUGGAAAAUUUAAUUGUGAGCGAUUCUUUCGUAUAUUCAUGCAA